Poecilia latipinna (sailfin molly) is the source of this 1151-nucleotide messenger RNA. RefSeq names its product proline-rich protein 13-like. Lineage: Eukaryota; Metazoa; Chordata; Actinopteri; Cyprinodontiformes; Poeciliidae. The transcript has 4 exons. Bases 221 to 685 code for a protein of 154 amino acids. The record is from RefSeq and is a predicted model, not a curated record.
CUAUAUUUCAGUGUUAUUUUACAAGCUGCAUUUUUGCCAUUGCGUACACGACGUACGUAUCCUUUAAGGGAGGGCGUGGCUUCCUGCUGCAGAUAGGCAGCCUCAAUGCGGAAGACAAACAGAAUCCUCCCUAUUUCUAACUUUUCAAGAACAGAGACAAGGUCCUCAGGAGGUUUUUUGAGACCUAAACUCUUCAUCUAAGCAACUUAAUACACAGAUUAUGUGGCCAAAUCAAGGUCCUCCUCCUCAAAUGGGUCCCCAAAACCCUGCCUUCCCUCCAGGCUACAACCCUGCAUUUCCCACUGCUCCUGCAUCAGGAAUGUUCCCCCAGGGUCCGAACCCUGCAUACCCUGCAGGCCAAUUUCCAGCUCCCAUGAACCCAGCCAUGGUUCCCAUUGCACCUCCAGGGGCUCCUGGACCCCAUGCAUAUCCCAUGGCUCCUGGAGGUGUUCAUCCAGGUCCAUAUCCCCACUCUCCCAAAGGGGGCCAUCACAAGGAUCCUCAUCAUGGUGGGUUACACCCUGGGCCUGGAAUGGUUGUUGGAGGACAUGGACACAAAAAGCAUAAGAAGAUGAAAAAGAUGAAGAAGAUGAAGAAAGAACACAAGCAUGGACACCACAAACAUGGGAAGCAUUCAAGCAGCAGUAGCAGCAGCAGUAGCAGCAGCAGCAGUGACUCAGACUAAAUCUUCAAGAUCAACACUCAGCCUUCAUGCUUAUUCCAAAAUUGCAACUGAUCUUAUUAACUUAAUCAAAUCAUCUCACUUUUACAUGCACAAACCCCCUUUAAAGGUAAUUUAUGACACUAAAGCAGCACGCACACUAGUGGUUGUUAUCUUCAGUUUCUGAGUUUCAGUUUAUUUCCAUGUCUCUUACAGGACACAGGACUUCAUUUUGUAAAGUGAGGUCAUUAGUUUUCUGUUAAGGAAAUUGUGUAAAUGUAAAUGCUCAAAAAUAAGUGUACAACUAUGACGUGUUUUGUUUUUUUAAGAUGCGAUAUAGGAAAUUUGUACAAAUAUUAUGAUAAACAGUUGUAUGCUCUAAGUAGAAUAUUAGCUAAGUGAAGAAUUGGACCCAUUAUGUUGUCAACAUCUGAUUUUAUGCUCAUUACUACAUGGCUUCAAAAUAAAUAAAUCAGUCAAUUACAUAGUA